AUGCGAAAGAAUGAGAAAACUUCUAUCAAAGCUAAUACGAAGACAACUUUUGUCGAAGCCAAUACGAAAGCAAUUCCUGAUGUGCCAUCAGAAAUUCAACAAUCAUCUCGUUACAACAAUCUACUGAAAGUAGUUGCACUUAUUCUCGGUCUAUUGAUGAUUGGAACACUCGCCGCAAUCAUUCCUGCUGUUGUUCUGUAUCAAAUUCAGCAAACUACGACAUCGACCAUAGUGACAGGAGUGACAUCAGCAAUCGGAUCAAAUAGUACAACAGUAUCAAGUAUAUCAAGCAGCAGUUCUUCUGCAAGUUCUACAACUAUUGCUAGUUCAAUCUCCACAGCUUGUCCAUUAAAUGUCUGUACUUAUUCGACCUGGUAUACAUUGACAUCAUCAGAAAUUGGUUAA
Molecule: messenger RNA, 405 nt
Organism: Rotaria sordida
Lineage: Eukaryota; Metazoa; Rotifera; Eurotatoria; Philodinida; Philodinidae
Source: the annotation of a GenBank genome assembly